This is a messenger RNA of Musa acuminata AAA Group (dessert banana), 1668 nucleotides long. Its product is annotated as E3 ubiquitin-protein ligase BIG BROTHER. The transcript is spliced from 9 exons. Gene Ontology annotation, biological process: protein ubiquitination; negative regulation of organ growth. The record is from RefSeq and is a predicted model, not a curated record. Lineage: Eukaryota; Viridiplantae; Streptophyta; Magnoliopsida; Zingiberales; Musaceae. The coding region runs from base 596 to 1345 and encodes 249 amino acids. Gene Ontology annotation, molecular function: ubiquitin-protein transferase activity; ubiquitin conjugating enzyme binding.
CAGCGUGGAGAAGAGGGUGGUGAGCAGAGAGAGACAGAGAGAGGGGAGAGAGCGGUGCACAGUGGGCGAACCAACACGCGAUCAACAUCUCCUCGCUCGACCCUUUUCUCUCUCCUAGAGACCUUCCUCUGGAUCGACCUCCAUUGCCGUUUCACCUCUCCGAUCUUCCAUGUUCUUUCCUGCAAUGACCGUUUCUUCGAUUUUACUCGGAGCGGUUUGCGCGAUCGCGUUCCAAUAAGGUGCGGAUGCUCGCUUUCCCUUCAGGGUUCCGGCGACCUUGGUGCUUUUCUCGACCAUGACAUCUAGAAACUAGAUCACGCGAGGAUUUUUUUUGUUGUUAUUCAACACUGUCUUCGAUGUAGAAUAGGAUGCUUAUGGUUUCAUCCUCAGUGCGGCUGAUUCAUGUUCGGAUUGAUUUGGUUUGCUACUAGUUGAACGGUUGGGUUAUCAUCUUUAGCAGGUGCUGCAGUUUGGAAAAAAGCGACAAGUCGCCAACUUGGCUUUGCAUAUGCUUCGUUUGGGGAUUUUGCUCAGCUCUGGUUCACGUUAGAAGAAAUUUUUUUCUUGUUUCCUGAUUAUUAUCUGAUAUGAUGAAAUGGAUGGUAACAGACAGAUGGAGGUUCAUUAUAUAAAUACUGGUUUUCCUUACACUGUCACCGAAAGCUUUAUGGAUUUGUUUGAAGGCCUCACAUAUGCUCAGGCUGAUACUGCCCUUGCAGAAGUUUUGCAUGACCAGGGUAACACAUACUGGUCAAUGAUGUACGCAAACCCAUAUAAAUAUGAAUUUUCUGGCUCUUCCACUAAUUCAUAUUAUGAUUUUGGACACACCUAUGAGAUCAAUGAUCAUACACAAAGAUUGGAUGAAGGAAGGAGAGCAUGGGACAACCCUACAGUUUUGAACAACUUAGAUUUGCCACAGCAAGCCCAGCAUGGCAAUGAAGUUCACCAUGCAAGUAGAAAUCCUGGUGCUGAGGAACGUACUCGGGUUCACCGAAAUUCUAGUGGUUCUCAGGUCAUAUGGCAUGAUAAUAUUGACCCUGAUAAUAUGACAUACGAGGAAUUGCUUGAGUUGGGUGAGGCAAUUGGAACACACAGCCGUGGUCUUACCCAAGAGCGUAUUGCUUCGCUUCCUGUCAAAAAGUACAAGUGUAGCUUAUUUUCUAAGAAGAAAACACGACAUGAGAGAUGUGUCAUUUGCCAGAUGAAAUAUAGGAGAGGUGAUCGACAAAUGAUCCUUCCGUGCAAGCACUCAUACCAUUCUGUCUGUGUGACAAGAUGGCUCAACAUAAACAAGGCAUGUCCAAUUUGCUUUGUUGAGGUACCAGCUGAAGAACUGAAGCCAUAAUGAUUUCUAUUUAGCAAAUUGCAUGGACGUGUUUAGCCAAAUUACACUGCAAAAGCUGUUUUGUUUUCUCUCUCUUGUUGUAGUCUUCAUGUUUGAGGUUUACAGAAACUAGAUUGAUUCCUGAGUUGUCCUUAUCUAAGAGUUGUACAUUUCAAAUAGGUGAAUCGAUAGAAUCAUUUGGCCAGCAUUCCCUAUUUGUCAUAUGAAGUGUGAAAUGUUCAACUCUGUACCAGGUCGAGUAAGUGCUCGUUACAUUUGUGUAUGCGCUAAAUAUGUAUCAGGACAAACAGUGAAAGCUGUAUAAAUUGGCAUUUCAAGAUUCA